Molecule: messenger RNA, 2697 nt
Organism: Candidozyma auris
Lineage: Eukaryota; Fungi; Ascomycota; Pichiomycetes; Serinales; Metschnikowiaceae
Exons: 1
Coding region: 1-2697 (898 amino acids)
Source: RefSeq, a predicted model, not a curated record
AUGCUAGAGACUUCAUACGAACGCCUCAUAGAGUUGACUGCGGACCAUGCUGAUGCUUUCUUUUCCCCCUCCGCAAGCGCUCAUGACGCCAAACUUUAUGCCCAUUUCAGACGCCUCUUGGAUACGAUAGCCAUACAUCUCAUUCGUGGAUACCUAUCAACUGAGGAGCCUACUGCAGCUUUACGGAAGCACGAAGCUCACAUUGCCAAUGUUUUAGAUCUCUGUAAAGAUCAGUGUAAGAAGGAGAAUAUGGCUUGGGUUGCGGUUCAGUAUCAAUGGAUCGGAGAGUUGAUGCUGAUGGUACCUCAAUCCGUUCUCAGUGACUUAAAUCUCGACCAUCAAGUCAAACAGAAAGCUUAUCAGAACAGUUUGGCGUAUUUUGGAGGCUCAAAUUUCCACGACUCGUUUAAUUCAACAAUCGUCACCCAGUCUUUCUUAAUGUACUUGAAGGCUUUCUCGAAACUAGAAAACGCAAUUCCUGAUAAGAUCCAGCUACCUUAUAUCACAAGUUUAGCGAAUGCGGUUAAAUUUCUGCGUCAUAAACUUCAUCUACUUCAAAGAUCACAAGAAUGCUUGAUUAACGCAACGCAGCACGGGACAAUCCACUCUCUGUUGAAGGGCUUCUUCAUGUAUAUUGAGUGGCUUCUCGCCGAAGAGCUCUUCAGUAUGGGCCAGUAUGAAGAAGCUGAAAAGCACUAUAUCACUGUUCUCAACCACGAGGGUACUGAAAAGUGGAGUUCGCUUUUUCAACUUCUCACUCAGCGCUUGUCAAUGAUAUACGAAAAAACGGACAAGUACGAGCAACAGCUAGAGUCAAUAGUUCGACUUGCGUCACAGAAGACUCCCAUCCGUGAUUCUGCCUCGGUGCCAAUAACCUUGAAGCGUUCAGUCGACAUCGCUCUAGACGAGAAAAGUCAGUUCUUCUCUGUUGCUGUCAAUUUGUUCAGUGAGACUUUAAAGAAAGAGUUUUUCGAAUUUGACACGAUUGUCUCUCAAAUAGAGAUUGAGCCUAUUUUUCAAGCAAGCAAGUUGGAGGGCCUUAUUGAAGACAGUAAAGCUGACCUCAAAAUAACCAAGAUAGAGGUGAACUUCGAUGGAAGACUGGUAAUCUUAACUCAUGAAGACCGCAAUGAAAAGGUAUGUCAAGUGAGACUUGAUGGCACAUCCGAAUAUAAGGCUGACCUACUAAAGCUUGGAAAAGGUGGUGUGUUACAGCUUUUCCACGAGGUAACCAAGCCAGGAAAAUACAAAGUGGAAUCGAUCGCCUUAUAUUCAACCCUUCUGGUAAGGUCUGGUGAGCAUACGGUAAAUUUCAAAAGAUCGGAGCUUCACAGCUUCCUUAGUGUGGCAAGGCCAGUUACAUCUUUCACUGCUCUACUCAAAACCGAACAGAAUAGCUUUAAACGUCAUGUCAUACGCACACACGGUCAUCAAGCCAUUGAAUGCGUUGUCCAGCCUUACAAACCUGAGGUACGCGUUGAGCUUCUUGAACCACUUCAGUUUAUCAUCAUGGGUGAGAAGUUCGAGAUGCCAAUGAAUAUAAGGUUUCUUCGCCCACCUCAUGAGAAGGCCAAUAUCUCAUCCUUGAGUAUCUUAGUCAAAAGUAGGUUGCUUGAGGGCGAGGUGGAACAGGAUUACGUCAUUCCCCAUACUAACUGGAAGCUGCUUAAGGAUGACGAGAACUUGAGCAUUCUAGACGAGUUUAAGAAUGCAAAAGAAUCAUUGCAAGGAACUCUUCAGAUAAGUCUUCGCAGACCACCAAGUGUGAAGCCCAAGCAGGAAAUCACAUUCGUAAUUGAGAUGCAAUUGAUCGUUGGCGAAUCAAACAAGUCAACUUCUGUGUACGACCUUGAUACCAUAGAGAUCCCGGUCCUUGCAAAGCCAUUUGAUUAUGAAUACGACGUUAAAACACGUUUCAGGGACGACAGCUCACUCGAUAUGAGGAAUCCGUUUAUCUUGUCUACUGAUCAGGCAGAUGCUGAGAGGAAUUUUUCUAUGCCACUGCCAUCUAGAGUGUGGGCUUCGACCGCAAGAGUCAUUGACACUCAUAAACUCAUCGAGUCCAACAAUAUUAGGGUCAAAAAGUGUCUGUUUUUGAUCAGAUCAAAGAAUACAGAGGUUGAUGUGAAGCCCUCUGGUUCCACAGAAGAGAACGCUUUGGAGUAUUCUCAAACUUUCAUAACAAGCUCACGCCAUCGCUUUUCUCUCCGCCUGGCAAGCGUCAUCAUCUCGAGCGUCUUCAUUUGGAGUCGAGGAGAAAGUGAACUCGAGAAUGAAUUUGAGACGGAUGAUUGGGAAGUGAGCUUGCUGUUGCAAGACCCUCGAGUUAUCUUGCAUCGCGUCGAAGCCAAUGAUGGAAAAGCUGUUUUGGAGUAUGUGAUCGAAAACCCGACACCUAGGAUAUUUACCUUCACUACGACAUUGAAAACCGAGGACAGUGCCUUACGCGGAGUUGACUGGAAUUUUGAAGACCCUAGCAAUAUUUAUCCAUUGCACCAGGCAGCGUUCCCUGUGUUACCAUUCAGUCGACACAAUAUGGCCUACACGGGAAAGUUUCAGGUCGAGGACGCUACCUCGACGUCAAUUGAGCUUCCCAAUCUUCAAGUGUACGACUUAAACUACAAAGUGAGCUUGCCUACGCUUCCUGUUGAUGAUAAAGUGGUUGUCGAGGGAGAUGUAUUGUACUUGAAACAGUGA